GAAACAGCUGCUACGUCCUGUCCUGGGGGCCCUGUGCCCUGCCUGCUGCUCUGAACUGCCUGCGUGCAGCCCUUCCAUCAGCGCAGCCAGCCAGAGGAUGGAGAUGGCGCCACUGCUAGGCUUCUGCCUCAGCGGCGGUGUGGCGCUGCUCUCCCUGCUCCCCGGCCCGAGCCUGGCCCAGUAUGAGAGCUGGCCCUACUACCCCGAAUACUUCCAGCAGCCGGCCCCCGAGUACCACCAGCCGCAGGUGCCCUCCGACGUGGUCAAGAUCCAGCUGCGCCUGGCCGGGCAGAAGAGGAAGCACAGUGAGGGACGGGUGGAGGUGUACUACAAGGGCGAGUGGGGCACCGUGUGCGACGAUGACUUCUCCAUCCACGCCGCCCACGUGGUCUGCCGGGAGCUGGGAUACGUGGAGGCCAAGGCCUGGACUGCCAGCUCCUCCUACGGCAAGGGGGAAGGGCCCAUCUGGUUGGACAAUCUCCACUGCACUGGCAAGGAGGCCACUCUGGCAGCCUGCUCUUCAAACGGCUGGGGUGUCACCGACUGCAAGCACACAGAAGACGUGGGUGUGGUGUGCAGUGACAAAAGAAUUCCUGGGUUCAAAUUCGACAAUUCGUUGAUGAACCACGUAGAGAACAUGAAUAUCCAGGUGGAUGACAUCCGGAUCCGAGCCAUCCUCUCGGCCUACCGCAAGCGCACCCCGGUGAUGGAGGGCUAUGUGGAGGUGAAGGUGGGCAAGAGCUGGAAGCAGAUCUGCGACAAGCACUGGACGGCCCAGAACUCCCAUGUGGUCUGCGGCAUGUUUGGCUUCCCCGGGGAAAAGACAUACAACACCAAGGUGUACAAGAUGUUUGCUGCCAGGAGGAAGCAGCGCUACUGGCCCUUCUCCAUGGACUGCACAGGCACAGAGGCCCAUAUCUCCAGUUGCAAGUUGGGUGCCCGCGUGUCGAAGGACCCCGUGAAAAACAUCACCUGUGAGAAUGGGCUGCCCGCCGUCGUGAGUUGUGUGCCUGGCCAAGCCUUCAACCUGGACGGACCCUCAAGGUUCCGGAAAGCCUACAAGCCAGAGCAACCUCUGGUGCGGCUGAGAGGCGGGGCCAACGUCGGGGAGGGCCGUGUGGAGGUGCUGAAGAAUGGAGAAUGGGGCACCAUCUGCGAUGACAAGUGGGACCUGGUGUCUGCCAGCGUGGUCUGCCGAGAGCUGGGCUUCGGGAGUGCCAGGGAGGCCAUCACCGGCUCCAGGCUGGGCCAAGGGAUAGGGCCCAUCCACCUGAAUGAAAUCGAGUGUACCGGGAAGGAAACGUCCAUCAUCGAGUGCAAGUUCAAUGCCCAGUCUCUGGGCUGCAGCCAUGAGGAGGAUGCGGGCGUGAGAUGCAACGUGCCUGCCAUGGGCUUCCAGAAAAAGCUGCGACUGAAUGGGGGCCGUAACCCCUACGAGGGCCGGGUGGAGGUGCUGGUGGAGAGAAACGGGUCCCUGGUGUGGGGGACAGUGUGUGGAGAGAACUGGGGCAUCGUGGAGGCCAUGGUGGUGUGCCGGCAGCUGGGCCUGGGCUUUGCCAGUAACGCCUUCCAGGAAACCUGGUACUGGCACGGGAACAUCUACGCCAAUAAAGUGGUCAUGAGCGGAGUGAAGUGUUCAGGCACAGAGCUGUCCCUGGCCCACUGCCACCAGGAUGAGGAGGUGGCCUGCCCCCAGGGCGGGCUGCAGUUGGGGGCCGGAGUCGCCUGCUCAGAAACGGCUCCUGACCUAGUCCUCAACGCCGAGAUGGUCCAGCAGACCACCUACCUGGAAGACCGGCCCAUGGUCAUGCUGCAGUGUGCCCUGGAGGAGAACUGCCUCUCGGCCUCGGCCGCCCACACCAACCCCACUACGGGCUACCGCCGCCUCCUCCGCUUCUCCUCCCAGAUCCACAACAACGGCCAGGCUGACUUCCGACCCAAGAAUGGCCGCCACGCCUGGAUCUGGCACGACUGCCACAGGCACUACCACAGCAUGGAGGUGUUCACCCACUACGACCUGUUGAACCUCAACGGCACUAAGGUGGCGCAGGGCCACAAAGCCAGCUUCUGCUUGGAGGACACAGAAUGUGAAGGAGACAUCCAGAAGAGUUACGAGUGUGCCAACUUUGGCGAGCAGGGAAUCACCAUGGGCUGCUGGGACAUUUACCGCCAUGACAUCGACUGCCAGUGGAUCGACAUCACCGACGUGCCCCCGGGGGAAUACCUGUUCCAGGUCAUCAUCAACCCCAACUAUGAGGUUGCAGAAUCUGACUACAUCAACAACAUCAUGAAGUGCCGGGCCCGCUAUGACGGCCACCGCAUCUGGAUGUACAACUGCCAUAUAGGUGGCUCUUACAGUGAAGAAACAGAAAAGAAAUUUGAGCAGUUCAGCGGACUCCUGACCAAUCAGCUCUCCACACGGUAGAGGGGGGAGUGUGGUCGCCACCUAUCCUGGGGCCACACUGCGUCUCCUUCAACAACUACUACCCCUCACUCACCGAGCCCCUGCCCCAGCUCGACCCCCAAAAGUCACAUCCACCUCAGGAGGAAGGGCUGCUGGCCGGUUCCUCCACCCGCUCCAUCAAGGCUCAGGGUCUGGGGCUGAGCUUGUCCGCAGGGCUGUGGGGCAGCGCCGCAGGCACGGAAAGCCAGUCUGGCCCAGGCCUCUUCAGCCACUGACCCUGGUCAUCAGCGUGUCCCCUCCAAGCCAUAUUCCACCCUGAGCCUGACAGCACCAGCUCACCACAGACAGUAAGGUCGACAGGGCCAUGCUCUUAAAUUAGGGGUUGACGGGUGUGAGCUUUUCCGCCCCAUGGUGCUCCAGCUGGGCCCAUCCCAGCCGACUUGACUCUCUCAAGCCCUCUUCCAACUGCCUCUUGUCUAGUUUCUCAUAAGCACGCAUGUAGGUAAUGCUGCCGCAGGAUUUCUGGUCGGUGAGUCUGGCCGGGGUGUUCCUCCCCUUAUAUCCAGACACCGUUGUUAUACUCCUACAGACUUGGAAGCUAACAAUGUUAAUAAUGAGUGGCAUUGACUCCGGGACGCUUGGGCCUUUGAAGUACGGCUCCAAAGAAAAACCAAAGCACCUGUGUAAGGGACUCGUCUUGCUGUUGCGGUUCUGUGGGGACCAGACUCUGAGGUGCUAUAUGACCAGGGUCGGGGUGCCAAGGGCACUCCCCACACGCCACAUGCCAUCACGGACGCUCGCACAUACUUGAAACUUCAAAUAAAAGGUCUAUGAUAUGCA
Molecule: messenger RNA, 3244 nt
Organism: Echinops telfairi (small Madagascar hedgehog)
Lineage: Eukaryota; Metazoa; Chordata; Mammalia; Afrosoricida; Tenrecidae
Gene: LOXL2
Product: lysyl oxidase like 2
Exons: 13
Coding region: 98-2425 (775 amino acids)
Biological process (GO): peptidyl-lysine oxidation
Cellular component (GO): membrane
Molecular function (GO): protein-lysine 6-oxidase activity; copper ion binding
Source: RefSeq, a predicted model, not a curated record